Verticillium alfalfae VaMs.102 is the source of this 1401-nucleotide messenger RNA. RefSeq names its product pigment biosynthesis protein Ayg1. Lineage: Eukaryota; Fungi; Ascomycota; Sordariomycetes; Glomerellales; Plectosphaerellaceae. The transcript is spliced from 8 exons. The coding region runs from base 1 to 1401 and encodes 466 amino acids. The record is from RefSeq and is a predicted model, not a curated record.
AUGUUGGAGGACAUAGCCAGGUCGCUCACUCGACUGCGCAUCGCUUCUCUGAAAUCCCAGGUCAUCAGCAACAGCCACCAGCCGCACAUCGCACGACGCCGCCGUAGCAACAGAGUGACAGCUGUGCAGUGCAGGCUUCUCAGUAUGUCGUACGGAACCGCCAAAGAGCCCGAGCCUGAGAGCAGGGCGUGGCUCAUGGGGAAGGAGGCGUUCGAGACGAAAAUGCCACAUCAUGAAGGCAUCAAAGCCCUGUGGGAGACCAAGUGGAGAUUUCCGUGCACCAAAAGCGUGUACCCUUUCCAUGACGGUCAGUACGAAGACUUUGUGGAUGUCUUCGAGCACCUCAUCAGGUACAACAUCAACGACGGCACAUCGAGACCGUAUACUGAAGCUUUCUUUCCCAACGCUGCCCGUCUCAUUGCUAGAGGUGACAAGGCCGCGGCGGCUGGUGACCCUAAGCAAGCAAGCCAGUUCUACCUUCGCGCUUGUGUUCUUUACCGCAUCGCUCGUUUUCCCUACAUCACAGCCUUCCCAGAUAUCAGCUGCCCCAUCAAGUGGAAGGCGUGGCAGUGGCAGAAGGAGACAUAUCUCAAAGCUGCCAGCGCGUGGGAGUGCCCGGUAGAAGAGGUUGAGAUCCCGCAUCGGCGUAAGCAGGGACGCGACAGGGCGAGUAUACCUGUGUAUGUUCGGCUGCCCCAAUCGACGGAUUCUCAGCGCCAGCCCUGUCCCGUCGUCUUGCUCAUGACUGGUCUGGACGGCUACAGGCCCGACAACACGCUGCGUUGCGACGAGUUCUUGUUACGAGGAUGGGGUAGUGUCGUCGUCGAGAUCCCGGGCACAGCGGACUGUCCUGCUGAUUCGGCUGACCCAGACAGCCCUGAUCGGUUGUGGAGCAGUGUGCUCGACUGGAUGGCAGCGGACGGCCGGUUCGAUAUGGGCAAGGUGAUGGUCUGGGGACUCAGUUCGGGCGGCUACUAUGCUGUUCGCAUCGCGCACACGCACAAGGAGCGGCUCAUCGGCUCGAUUGCGCAGGGAGCCGGAUGCCAUUACUUUUUCGAUGAAGAGUGGUUGGACAAGGCCGAUGGGCACGAGUAUCCGUUUCAAUUGACGCCGGCUAUGGCUAUGAAGCACGGUUACGAGACUGUGGCGGAGUACAAGACGGGGGUGCAGAAGAAGUUCUCGCUUCUUGACACAGGAAUCCUACAGCAGCCUUCAACCAGGCUCCUUUUGAUCAACGGUACACAAGAUGGCUUGAUGCCAAUCGAGGAUUCCAUCAUGCUGUUUGAGUACGGAACGCCCAAAGAGGCUAGGUUCUUCCCGGGAGCGUUGCACAUGGGAUACCCGAUGGCCAAUGGGUCUGUAUACCCUUGGAUGGAGAAAGUCAUGGCUUCCAAAGCUUGA